CCCGAUUACUGCCCACAUUAACGGCUUAUACGAUCAGAAUAUCCCCAAGGCCAAUCUAAUCUAUUCCUAUCCCGAGGUCGCUAUAACUAUAUACCUGCCGGUCGAAAAUGUUAUCGAGAACUAGAAGUGUAUCUUAGACUCCCUCACGAAUGCGAGGGAUCCAGUCUCAGAUGCCACGAACUACCAGCCGCCAGAGAACUACGCAAAAAUUCCAGAAUCCACUUGGUAUUAUAUAUAUCCUCUCGCCGUUCGUUUUUGCACUUCUUCUAGCUGUGCCUCGACUCAAGUUAUGGGCGACACCGCUAGGAUUCCUGAUCAUGUGUCUUGCUCUCGCAUUGAGCUCUUUCUCGACGACCACUACACAUCUAUUGGUCUCUCAGGGAAUCGCAUAUGCCAUUGGAGCUAGUCUGGCAUACUCGCCCAGUAUUCUUUUCAUAGAGGAGUGGUUUGUGAAUAGGAGAGGUCUGGCAUAUGGAAUCCAAUGGGCCGGAACAAGCGUAUCUGGCGUCGUCCUCCCCAUAUUCCUUCAAUGGCUCCUAAACGCCCACGGCUUCCGCACAACUCUACGCAUAUGGUCUAUCAUUCUAUUCAUAUCAAUCGCCCCCCUCCUCUUCUUCUUCAAACCACGUCUCCCCAUCGCCCAAUCCGCCAGCAUGCGUCCUUUCAACAUCCGCUUCCUCGCCAACCGCACCUUCCUCAUCUUCCAACUAGGAAACGUUUUCGAAGCACUAGGCUACUUCCUCCCCACGAUCUACCUACCCACCUACGCCCGUCGCACUCUGGGCGUCAGCAACCUCAUCGCCACAUUGACCGUCAUUCUCGUGAACCGCGCCUCUGUCUUCGGCUGCGUCCUCAUGGGCACCUUAGUCGACCGCUACCACGCCACGACAUGUAUCCUCAUCUCCACCGUCGGGACCACCAUCGCUGUAUUUCUGCUCUGGGGCUUCUCGCUAUCGCUCGCCCCGCUACUCAUUUUCUGCAUCGCAUACGGUAUCUUCGCGGGCUCGUUCUCAUCCACCUGGCCCGCGGUCAUGAAGGAGGUUCAGAAGACGAAUAGUCUAGCUGAGCCGACGAUCGUCUUCGCUUUUCUGGCUGCUGGAAGGGGGAUCGGGAACGUGGUCAGUGGGCCAUUGAGCGAGAGGCUUCUGCACGGGUUACCCUGGCAGAAUGCUGCUGGGGGUGCGUAUGGAAGUGGUUAUGGCAUUUUGAUCGUCUUCACAGGUGUCACUGCCUUUUUGGGAGGAUUGAGCGUUCUGGCGCGGCCGUUCAAAUUGGUGUAGGUGUGAAGUCUAAUCGGUCGAGUAUACGGAGUGAAGCUAUAUUUGACAAUAAAUAGUUAUGGGUUGAUAAGGGAUCCUGAUAAUUUUAGAAAAAAGUGGCUUGAUUUUUCGUCCUUGUUUUUGCUAAUAUAAUAGUAGAUAUAUCAGGCUCUAUAUAAUCAGCGUCAAUGCAAAUUGUCGAUCAUCUCUUGUUUCGUCCUUUAGAAUUUUCAUUUUGAGAAUGACCUCUAAACCCCAACUUUCUUAGGAGUUUAUUAGUGAGCACAUAGAUCGAUCUCUUUCACUUCGCAUAUAUAAGUUGGAGGUAUUACAUUUGUUCACAGUACCCUCAAUAGCUUGCAAAUCUAUAACUUAGCUAGACAUACAUA
Messenger RNA from Paecilomyces variotii, 1648 nucleotides. RefSeq names its product putative MFS monocarboxylate transporter. The coding region runs from base 150 to 1280 and encodes 376 amino acids. Gene Ontology annotation, cellular component: fungal-type vacuole membrane. Lineage: Eukaryota; Fungi; Ascomycota; Eurotiomycetes; Eurotiales; Thermoascaceae. The transcript has 4 exons. Gene Ontology annotation, molecular function: transmembrane transporter activity. Gene Ontology annotation, biological process: transmembrane transport. The record is from RefSeq and is a predicted model, not a curated record.